AUGCGGAAGGAAAGAAUGGAGAAUCUAACAACUACUGGAAAGAUCGCAGAGAGAAGAGAUCGCGGUCAACAACGAAUAACAUUCGUGAAGUCCUUGUGUCACUUGUUGAAUAUCACCACAUUUCAACUCUUGCAAAGUGUUCAAGAUCGGGUUUUGUGGAGCAUAUGCAACGUAGUGUAUAGUUUAGACCUUACAAGAGAGCCCAAAAAAAUUAGCUUGGACGUUUUGGACGCUGUUGUUUCACAAAUUCAAGCAUCUCAGAUUUUUUCAAAUGAUAGACUUUUCUUGAAAAAAAUUGCCUUCGAAAGAUCCGUGUUUGGUAGAACGGAUAAAAUUUUUAGAGCAUCUAGAACCGGAUUAUGGCAGAUUAGUGAAGAAAUACUGAACGGAACCAAAAUUAAUUUUCCAAAAUAUUUUCCCAUUUUGUAUUCAGAAGUUAAACUCAAAUUUGGAAUUGACUGGUCUAAUGUACUGUAUGAGGAUUUGGACAAAGCGUUGCACAACGGUCUAGCAGCGCGUAUCGCCAUCCAUUUACGCUACCAAAAACUUCCGAUCGAUACCGUGAAACAAUCAGAAAUUUGGUCUACAGUCUUCAGGAAUGGCCGAGAUGAACUGGAAUUCAUGAAUGGAGCACUUUUCUUCAAAACCGGUAAACAGGAUUUUGAGAUUCGACGUCUUGCUGGAUAA
This is a messenger RNA of Helobdella robusta, 687 nucleotides long. RefSeq lists its product as hypothetical. Bases 1 to 687 code for a protein of 228 amino acids. The transcript is spliced from 3 exons. The record is from RefSeq and is a predicted model, not a curated record. NCBI's taxonomy places the organism in Eukaryota, Metazoa, Annelida, Clitellata, Rhynchobdellida, Glossiphoniidae.